Lucilia cuprina (Australian sheep blowfly) is the source of this 879-nucleotide messenger RNA. It is a transcript of the gene Dtd, whose product is annotated as D-aminoacyl-tRNA deacylase. The record is from RefSeq and is a predicted model, not a curated record. Gene Ontology annotation, cellular component: cytoplasm. The transcript is spliced from 4 exons. Bases 105 to 653 code for a protein of 182 amino acids. Lineage: Eukaryota; Metazoa; Arthropoda; Insecta; Diptera; Calliphoridae. Gene Ontology annotation, biological process: tRNA metabolic process. Gene Ontology annotation, molecular function: D-tyrosyl-tRNA(Tyr) deacylase activity.
UUAAUAUUUGUCGGCACAGGGUUCUGUGUUCGAGCGUCGGUGUAUUUUUUAAAGAAGUUUUUCUUUAUAUUUUAAGUUAUUUAAUUUUUAAAAAUAUAACAUAAAUGAAAGCUAUUGUGCAACGUGUUACCUCCGCUAAAGUUACAGUUGGCGAAGAUCUAAUAAGUUCUAUUGGACGUGGAUUAUGCGUUUUAGUGGGCAUCACUCACAAUGACACCGAAAAGGAUGUGGAAUAUUUAUCCCGCAAACUCUUAUCACUGCGCUUAUUUGAAGAUCAAGCCGGUAAACGUUGGCAAAAAAGUGUGCAAGAUGAAAAAUUCGAAAUAUUAUGCGUCUCACAGUUCACCCUAUACCAUCGUUUAAAAGGCAAUAAACCUGAUUUUCAUAUGGCCAUGCAAGGCGAACAGGCACAACAAUUAUAUCAAAAAUUUCUUAAACGUUUGGGGCAAAUGUAUGAUGAAACAAAAAUUAAAGAUGGAAAAUUUGGCGCCUAUAUGCAAGUGCAUAUACAAAAUGAUGGUCCUGUAACUAUUGAAUUGGAAUCACCAAUUGUAGAGGCAAAAGGAAAAGCUACAAAAAAGGAGAAUGCUACAGAAAAUCAGACAACGCAGCAGCAGGAGGUAGUUAUUAGUGAAAAUGGGGAUAAAUUAUAGAGGCUAUCUAUAUAUUAUUGUUAGCAAAUCUUGAAUCAUCAAUUAUUCAUAUUUAUAUAUUAAUUUAUUUAACAAUAAUGUGCUUUAGUUUUGUUAUUUCCUUAGAAUAUUGUUGAUUUUAGGAGAAUUUCUUUUAAAAUUUUGUAAAACUGCGCUUAAAAUGCAUUGUAAAUUUAUGUUUUUUAGCUAUUAUAGUUUUUGUUAUGAGUAUUUAUUUAUAAAAUCA